AUGGUCACACAAGGCUCCAGCCACCCUGCGCCCCUGCCAGAGGGGCUGCUCCAGCAGCGGUACCGAGAGGAGAAGAGCCUGCAGGAGAGGCGGUGGGAAAGGCUGGCGAUCCCAGAGAGGAAGAAAGCAUUCCUGGGCCACCUGAGGCGCAGACACCGUGACCACAUGGCACCUUACCCGGCUGAGAGGGAACCCAGGAUCGUUUCCUCAGGGAACAGGGAUCAGAAUCGAUUCCGAUGCGAGUGUCGAUACUGCCAGAGCCAUAGGCCGACUCUUUCUGGGAUCCCUGGGGAGAGAAGCGGGGCCCCUCCUGCUUCCUCCUGGGAGGCGCUAGUGCAGGGCCUCAGCGGCCUGACCCUCAGCCUGGGUACCAGCCAGCCCGGCCUUCUGCCCGGAGGGGCGCUCCAGCAGCAGGAGAGAGAGGAGAAGCGCCAACUGGAGAGGCAGCAGGAGAGCAAGAGAGUGUUCCAGAGGCUGCUCAAGCAGUGGUUAGAGGAAAACUGAGACACUGCUCGUCACGCGAGGCAGAUCAGGAGGGAUUCAGGCGCAGAUGCGGUGUUGCCAGCUCCCGGGCGUGGGACCAGACAGUGAGCUCUAGUUGGAGGACGGCCGAUACCUGUGUCAUGACCAGAAUCCUCCCAGCAUGAUGUUGGAAGGAAGGUCCUACUCUCUCGUGCCUGUCAUUCUUGGAUCGCUGUGAGGCAUUCUGUGGCAAGGGAGACUGCGUACCAGGGGUCCUCACCUCAUCUCAUGUGGCUUCCAUGGUGCAUGUUGUCACUUUCCCACCCCGGAUCUCCAUCUUUGCUCCCUACCUUGUUGUCAGUAAGAGAUAAAAUGUCUGUGUAGUGUCAAUGGCUUUGUUGCUAUCCAUGUGCUUUUGUGCCAUUUAACUGACUGCCUCUGAGAAGCAGUGCUAGGUCUGUCAAAAUGCAACGCGCCACCCUGAGGUCCAGUUUCAAGAACCGGAAGCUGAACAAAGUGUGGGAAAGGGAUGUGGAAUGAGAACUCGGUGGUUCACCAUUGUACUGUUUGUGUAAACUAUUGUGAAUAUGAUAAGCUAAAUGUAAGUAAAUGUUUCCCUGCUCUUUAACAGUCGAGUCAUAUUCCUCCUCGCAGGAA
Messenger RNA from Microcebus murinus (gray mouse lemur), 1119 nucleotides. RefSeq names its product protein FAM156A/FAM156B. The record is from RefSeq and is a predicted model, not a curated record. NCBI's taxonomy places the organism in Eukaryota, Metazoa, Chordata, Mammalia, Primates, Cheirogaleidae.